ACCCGUGGACACUAAAACCCACAUGUCCCAAUCAAUCACAACUUCAAAUCUAUCUCUUACAAAACACAACACGUGAUUUUCAGUUCUCUUGUCUGGUUCAUUCACUCAUCUACCAGGCCAUCUCUUUAAAAAAAAACCUCAAAGAUUGAUGAAACCCACAUCGAAAAAUCAAUCCUUUUAGUGAAAAUCUGUUUUCUUCUCCGGCGAAAAUCUCGGGCGGGUGUAACAGGUGAUUUCAUCACGGGUAUAUACGGGAUAAAAUCACGGCCAUUGAGCUCUCAUGUCCUCCUGAAGGGUUGUUUAGCCAUUGCUAAUCCUUCCCUGCACGGAGGACGUGGAGCUCUGCCGUCUGAAGGCGGCAGUCCUUCCGAUCUCCUCUUCCUUGCCGGAGGCGGUUCCAUUCUCACCAUUCACCUCUUCUCCUUUUUCUAGUUAGGUUUUUUUAAUUAGUUAAAUCUCGGGAGGGCUUUUGUCUUUUGUCUUUUUCAUUGAGAAUGUUGUUGAAGAUCAAAAGGGUUCCGACACUUGUGUCGAAUCACCAGAAAGAUGAGACAGCGGAAGAAGAAGAAGGCGAAGGCGAAGGAUGUGGUCGGAAUAUUCUUAGCAAGUGUUGUAUAAAUGGGGAAAGACUUCCUUUGUAUACAUGCAAACCUGCCGAAGAGAAUGUAACGUUCCUCGAAUCCGUACUUCUUGGAGAGUGGGAAGAUCGGUUUCAAAGAGGACUAUUUCGUUACGAUGUUACAGCCUGUGAAACCAAGGUUAUACCGGGGAAGUACGGUUUCAUAGCGCAGCUAAACGAAGGUCGUCAUCUCAAGAAGAGGCCAACAGAGUUCCGUGUUGAUCAAGUUCUUCAACCAUUUGAUGCUAACAAAUUCAACUUCACUAAAUUUUCUCCGGAAGAGUUGCUUUUCCAGUUUGAAGCUGGUAUGCCUUUAGACGCUGAUAAUUCUCCAAGCGUCGUUGCAAUCAAUGUGAGUCCGAUUGAGUAUGGACAUGUGUUGCUGAUUCCCCAAGUUCUUGGUUGCUUGCCUCAAAGGAUUGAUCACAAAAGCCUUUUGCUAGCUCUUCACAUGGCUGUUGAAGCCGCUAAUCCGCAUUUUCGGGUUGGGUACAAUAGUUUAGGUACAUUUGCUACCAUCAACCAUCUUCACUUUCAGGCUUACUACUUGGCAAUGCCAUUCCCAAUAGAGAAAGCUCAUUCGUUGAAGAUCAGUACCACCAAUGACGGCGUCAGAAUCUCAAAGCUCAUGAGUUAUCCUGUGAGAGGUCUUUUCUUUGAAGGUGGAAACUCCAUCAAAGAUCUCUCUGAUGCUGUAUCAAACGCAUCUGUUUGCCUUCAGAACAACAACAUUCCUUUCAACAUUCUCAUUUCUGAUUCCGGAAAACGGAUCUUUCUUCUCCUUCAGUGUUAUGCAGAGAAACAGGCACUAGGGGGAGUUAGCUCAGAGCUGUUGGAUACGCAAGUGAAUCCAGCGGUCCGGGAGAUGAGUGGUCACAUGGUCCUGAAGAGAAAAGAAGAUUACGAAGGAGCUUCGGAGGAGAAAGCGUGGAGUCUUCUUGCUGAAGUCUCUUUAUCAGAGGAGAGGUUCAAAGAAGUUAACACCAUGAUCUUUGAAGCAAUUGGUUGUAGUGGUGAAGAAGAAGAAGAAAACCUUGAAGAGGAGAGUUCGAUAAGAGUGAAUUGUUGCACUUUAGUGAAAGGAGACGUAUUUUGAAAUAAGCAGUCACUAAACUCUCUUGGCGAUUCUUGUGUUUGAACGUUUACAGGUUUUUUGUUUGUUUAUGAUGUUUAUUAGUUGCUUCCAUUAUUGGCUUGUUAAGUCUUUGGUCGUGUACUCAUCACCCUCACGAAAACUGGAGCAUCAGUUGUGUUUGGUUUGCAAUCUUAAUCCACGUUAUAAUUUGAAAAUGAAGUCAAAAUUAACUUUUGUUGACA
This is a messenger RNA of Brassica napus (rape), 1936 nucleotides long. Its product is annotated as GDP-L-galactose phosphorylase 2. Gene Ontology annotation, biological process: glucose metabolic process. The record is from RefSeq and is a predicted model, not a curated record. Gene Ontology annotation, cellular component: cytoplasm. Lineage: Eukaryota; Viridiplantae; Streptophyta; Magnoliopsida; Brassicales; Brassicaceae. Gene Ontology annotation, molecular function: GDP-D-glucose phosphorylase activity.